Blastomyces gilchristii SLH14081 is the source of this 4861-nucleotide messenger RNA. RefSeq names its product ABC transporter. The record is from RefSeq and is a predicted model, not a curated record. NCBI's taxonomy places the organism in Eukaryota, Fungi, Ascomycota, Eurotiomycetes, Onygenales, Ajellomycetaceae. Gene Ontology annotation, cellular component: membrane. Gene Ontology annotation, molecular function: ABC-type transporter activity; ATP hydrolysis activity; ATP binding. The transcript is spliced from 11 exons. The coding region runs from base 56 to 4444 and encodes 1462 amino acids. Gene Ontology annotation, biological process: transmembrane transport.
AGCCUAGGGACGCGGAAAACAUACCUCUCGCACAAACGGCGCCGCAGAUCGUGCGAUGUCCCAAUCGGAGAAGGCCAUCAGACCCUCCCGCGCCGACGAUGAGGAGCAGAAUUUCGACGAUGAAGUCGGAAGACUCUCCCGACGACUGACCCGGGCCUCGAGCACGAUCGACCAGGAUAUCAGGGCAUACAACCCCGAGCUGGGCACCCACCUGGACCCCAAAUCACCAACCUUCAAUCCGCGCGAAUGGGUCAAGGCACUCCUGCGCCUCUACGAGGCCGACCCCCUAUCGGCGCCUGAUCGGUUUCUCGGCGUUGCGUUCAAGCACCUGAGCGCCUAUGGGUGGAGCACUGGCGUGGAAAGCCAGCCCACCGUCUCUAACAUGGUCACCAGCAUCCUCUCGUCCCUGGCGGGCUUGGUAGGUGCGAAGCGGCAGGGGAAGCGAAUUGAUAUCCUGCGGGACUUUGACGGUGUUGUCGAGCAGGGUGAGCUUCUGCUUGUGCUUGGGCCGCCGGGCUCCGGGUGCUCGACGUUUCUGAAGACAUUGGCGGGCGAGACUUCCGGGUUCCGGGUGAGCGAGGAAUCGUACUUGAAUUAUCGAGGCAUCGACCGCAAGCAUGUAUUGAGGUCCAUUCGCGGCGACGUCCUCUACAACGCAGAGGUGGACUCGCACCUGGCCCACCUCACUGUCGGAGAGACUCUGUCCUUCGCUGCACGAUGUCGCUCGUUGCGUCACAUUCCGGGCGGCUUCUCACGCGAGCAAGCCGAUACCAUGAUGCGUGAUGUCAUGAUGGCUGCCUUUGGUAUCGCCCACACCGUGAACACCCGCGUCGGUGAUGACUUUGUGCGCGGCGUCAGCGGUGGCGAGAGGAAGCGCGUUAGUAUUGCCGAAGCUGCGCUCAGCGGAGCCAAGUUUCAAUGCUGGGAUAAUUCGACUCGGGGCUUGGAUAGUGCCAAUGCCAUUACGUUCUGCAAGAGUCUGCGCUUGCAGGCUGAUUUGAUAGGCGUAGCUGCUGCUGUUGCUAUCUAUCAGGCUCCGCAGGCUGCGUAUGAGCAAUUCGACCGGGUGAUCGUUCUGUAUGAAGGGCGUCAGAUUUUCUUUGGAAAGACAACGGAGGCCAAGGCCUACUUUGAAAGCCUGGGGUUCGAGUGCCCCCCUAGACAAACAAUACCCGACUUCCUCACAUCCAUGACGAGCCCAGGAGAACGACGUCCCAAGCCCGGAUUCGAGAACCGGGUACCCCGAAGCCCCAACGAAUUUGCUGCGAGGUGGCGUGAAAGCCAAGCCAGGCAGAACAUCUUGCACGAACUAGCAACAUAUGAAGAGAACCACCCAUCUGCAGAACGCCUUGAAGAAUUCAACAAAUCCCGCCGUGCCGAACAGGCAAAGAGCCAGCGCCUCAAGUCCCCUUAUAUUAUCUCAUACAAGCAGCAGGUGGGCUUAACCCUAUGGCGCGCCUACAGAAGGCUCCUUGCAGAUCCUGGAUUCACUAUUUCUUCUCUCCUGUUCAACCUUAUCAUCGCGCUGCUUCUUGGGAGUAUGUACUAUGACCUGAAACCCGAUACUUCGUCGCUCUACUACCGUGGAGGUAUUGUCUUCUUCGCAAUCCUGUUUAAUGCCUUUGCCAGUCAACUCGAGGUGCUUACUGUGUAUGCUGAACGCCCUGUCAUUGAGAAACAACACAAAUAUGCCUUCUAUCACCAGUCCACUCAGGCCAUCGCAAGCUACGUAAUAGACCUACCAUAUAAGACUGUCAACAUGAUCGUCUUUAACGUGGUUAUCUACUUUAUGGCAAACCUUCGCCGAGAAGCUGGCCCCUUCUUCUUCUUCUGCCUGACAACAUACGUCCUUACCCUCGUCAUGUCAUGCCUCUACCGCUGGCUAGCCAGCAUCACUCGAACCGCAUACCAGGCCAUGGUUCCCAGCUCCAUCCUCAGUCUUGGGCUAAUUAUGUACACGGGAUAUACCAUCCCGGUGAAUCAUCUUCCCGGAUGGUCGCGAUGGAUGAACUACAUUAACCCGUUCGCCUAUGCAUUCGAGGCUCUGAUGGCUAAUGAGUUUCACGGCUUGGAGUACCCCUGCGCGGAUAUUGUCCCCAAGGGACCCGGUUAUGACAACCUUCCCAAUGAGUCGAUGGUUUGUUCUUCUGUGGGCGCGCUCCCUGGCUCUACCACAGUCAAUGGGGAUAGGUACAUCGCAUUGACGUAUGAGUACUAUGAGGCGAAUAAGUGGAGAGAUAUUGGAAUUCUAUUCGCCUUCUUGAUCGCUUUCUUCACGAUGUACAUCAUUGCUUUCGAAUAUGCAAAACCGCCCAAGAGCAAGGGCGAAGUCCUCAUUUUCCCGUCCGGCAAGCUGGCUCGUACCUCUGAGAAGGCUUCCAUGGAUGAUGCCGAAAUCCAGCCGCACGCUAGGAAUGAAUAUUUCCAUUCGAAUGAUACCAACGUAGUCACUGACUCCACUAGCUCUGGGCCGGUCAAUGGCGGAGCCGUGUUCCACUGGGAAAACCUGUGCUACGAUAUCACCAUUAAAGGCAAUGGUCGGCGCAUUCUUGAUCAUGUAGAUGGAUGGGUCAAACCGGGUACCUCAACCGCACUUAUGGGCGUUUCCGGCGCCGGGAAGACCACCCUCCUCGACGUACUUGCAAGCCGUGUGACCGUGGGCGUCGUGACUGGCGACACGCUUAUCAACGGCUCCCCAACAGACUCCUCCUUCCAGCACCGUGUCGGCUACGUGCAACAGCAGGACCUGCACCUAAACACCAUGACAGUCCGGGAGGCCCUGGUGUUCAGCGCUCUGCUGCGCCAAUCCGCAGAGAUCCCCAAGAAGGAGAAGCUGGAAUACGUCGACUAUGUUAUCAAUCUCCUUGACAUGCAGAGCUUCGCCAACGCCGUUGUGGGUGUCCCGGGAGAAGGAUUGAACGUAGAACAACGAAAACGCCUCACAAUUGGCGUUGAACUCGCCGCGCGCCCCCAACUGCUGCUUUUCCUUGAUGAACCUACUUCUGGCCUCGACUCUCAGACAUCAUGGGCGAUCUGCCAGCUUAUUAAGAAGCUCACCCGAAGUGGGCAGGCGGUUCUUUGCACGAUUCAUCAGCCAUCGGCGCUUCUCUUUGACCAGUUCGAUCGGCUGCUGUUACUUGCGCCUGGUGGUAAAACGGUUUACUUUGGUGAUCUCGGUCCCAAAUCAAGGACUCUAAUCAACUACUUCGAGCGGAACGGCGCCCCCAAAUGUGCCACUGAAGCAAAUCAGGCCGAAUGGAUGCUUGAAAUUAUCAAGCCAAAGACCGACGACACUGUCGGCAUUGAUUGGCACCAGGUAUGGCGAGACUCUUCCGAGUUCGAAGCAGCUAAGAAGGAACUGGCACACCUCCGUAGCCUCGCAACCGCAAUGAAGGCGAACGAAGGCACGCAAGCUUUGGAAGCCGCCGGUAGUGAGUCGUCUCAGCACCGCGAAUUUGUUGCAUCGCUCUGGACGCAAUUCUUGCUCGUUCUCAGUCGUACCUGGAAGCAUUUCUGGCGCUCGCCUACGUACAUCUGGUCUAAGAUUGGGCUAAUCGUUAUCACGUCCCUUUACAUUGGCUUUAGUUUCAAGGCAGAGAACUCUAUCCAGGGCCUCCAGAACCAGCUUUAUGCCAUCUUUAUGUUCCUCAUUAUGUUCAAUAAUAUCAACGAGCAGAUCAUGCCCAUGUUUCUCCCUCAGCGAUCCCUAUAUGAAGUUCGCGAGCGACCUUCGAAAAUUUACCAGUGGACUACCUUCGUACUCUCUAAUAUCCUAGUUGAAGCCGUCUGGAAUACGUUGAUGGCCGUCUUGGUCUAUUUCUGCUGGUAUUAUCCAGUCGGGUUUGUUGUGAACACAACGGCUGAUGACCAGACCGUCCGCGGAUUCCUCUGCUUCCUCUUCUUGUGGAUGUUCAUGCUAUUCACAAGCACAUUCUCUCACUUCGCCAUUACCUGGGUCCCCAAUGCUGAGAUUGGUGGCGUCAUUGCGAGUCUUUUGUGGAUAUUCUGCUUGGUCUUUUGCGGCGUCACAAUCCCCAAAGCCAACUUCCCCUCCUUCUGGACCUGGAUGCACCCCGUAUCCCCGGCAACCUACCUUGUCGGCGGCGUCAUGGCCGCCGCCCUCGCCGGCACAACCGUCACCUGCUCCGAAACCGAGCUCCUCCAAAUCCUACCGCCCGCCAACAUGACCUGCGGCGAGUUCCUGACACCCUUCGCGGACGCCGCCAAGGGCGUGCUGCUCAAUCCAGCCGAAGCGGUGGAGGCGUGCCGGUACUGCAUCGUCGCCACGACGGACCAGUUCCUGUCUCGCUUUGAUAUCUAUUACGCGGAUGUGUGGAGGAAUUUUGGGCUGUUGUGGGUUUAUGUUGUGGUUAAUGUUGGGGCGGCGAUGGGGUUGUAUUGGCUUGUGAGGAUGCCGAAGGGAAAGGAGCAUAAGCGGGCGUAGGUGGGUGUGGCGUGGUUAAUGGAAGGGGGAUGGAGGGAGGUUUCUUUUGUUUUUUGGUUUGUCGUUCUUGUUUCAUCUCCCCGCCCCCGCCCUUCCUUCUUCUGGAGGCUUCCUCCUCUUUUUGCGAUAUGGGACUAAAAAGAUUGCAUGUUCACAGGCGUUGGAUCUGCUGGGUAAUGUUUGGAACUAACCAUGAUAGAAACGGUGGAGCUUUUAUUUUCACUUUUUCUUUCUCCUUUUUUCUUUCUCUUUGUAUUUUCAUUCCCUUUCUUUAUUCUUUCCUUAUUUUCACUACACGUCUACUGGGUAUGCGUAUAUAUUGCAUGGUUACGCACCACUUGAACGCUGACAUCAUUAGAACGGCAUUGAUAACACAGUUUGCUAUAUUUUAAAAGUCAGAAAAUAUAUAUAUAGAAA